AUGGUGCUGAAAAAUCUUUAUAUUGCUAGACAUGGUUACAGAGCUAAUUGGUUACCAGAACCACAUCCAGUCUCCCCAACAGGUAUUGAUAGUGAUCCUCCAUUGGCAAAGCAUGGUGAAGACCAAGCUAAAGAACUUGCACACUACAUAUUGUCUAUUGAACCACACCCAGAAAUCAUAUUCAGUUCUCCAUUUUAUAGAUGUUUGCAAACUUCUUCUCCUAUAGCUGAGGUCUUGGAUGUUGAUAUCGUCUUAGAAACAGGUAUUGGUGAAUGGUAUAAACCAGAGAGACCUGUUAUUCCAAAUCCUGCAGGUUUUGAAACUUUAAGUCCAUUCUUUUCAAAAUUGAAAAAUACUUGGGAACCAACUGUUAAACCGUCAUUAAAAGGUGAAACCCCAGAACAAAUAUUUGCAAGAUGUCAAGAAUUUUUUCAAAAAUUUAUACCGAAAUUUGAAGCAAAAUAUCCACAUGUUGAAACUAUAUUGUUUGUUACUCACGCUGCUGCUAAAAUUGCAUUAGGUAUGGCUCUUUUGGGAUUCAACAGUGUUGAUGAACCAUUAGACGAUGAAGGUACAAGACUAAGAGCUGGAGCAUGUAGUUUAGAUAAGUAUGAAAGGGUCAAUCCAGAAGAGAUUGAAGAUGGUAAAGAAUGGAAAAUAACAAUGAAUGGUAAUUGUGAAUUCUUAACAGAUGGUGAAGAAAUGCAUUGGGAUUUCCAAAAUGGUUUCGAAGCUGGUUCAGAUGCUGAUAUCAAAGCUAGAAAAGCUGCUUUAGAAGCCUCCAAACAGGAUAAAGAUCAACUCAAUGCCCAAGAAGAAUAUGAAGAUGUGUACGUAACUUUGGAGAUUCCUAAUAAUAAUUUUAAUACUAAUUCUAUACCCCCAACAGCAAAACUACAAGUUAGUGGAUUACAUACAAAAGCUCCUUUGUUUAAAGUUGAUAAUGACAUUUAUCAAGGUGAUUGGCAAAAAUUAGUUGGUACUGAAGUUGCCUUCACAGAUGAUAUGGGGGAAAACUAUGUGGUGACGGAUAGAAUAAAAUUAGAGGAUGUUACUCCUUCAUAA
Messenger RNA from Hansenula anomala, 1065 nucleotides. RefSeq lists its product as uncharacterized. Bases 1 to 1065 code for a protein of 354 amino acids. The transcript is spliced from 2 exons. The record is from RefSeq and is a predicted model, not a curated record. Lineage: Eukaryota; Fungi; Ascomycota; Saccharomycetes; Phaffomycetales; Wickerhamomycetaceae.